Selaginella moellendorffii is the source of this 1204-nucleotide messenger RNA. RefSeq names its product chaperone protein dnaJ 49. Gene Ontology annotation, molecular function: Hsp70 protein binding. Lineage: Eukaryota; Viridiplantae; Streptophyta; Lycopodiopsida; Selaginellales; Selaginellaceae. Gene Ontology annotation, biological process: cellular response to misfolded protein. The record is from RefSeq and is a predicted model, not a curated record. The transcript has a single exon. Bases 31 to 1089 code for a protein of 352 amino acids. Gene Ontology annotation, cellular component: endoplasmic reticulum membrane.
AAGGAUAGGGUUUUCUCUUUGGAUCGAUCGAUGGAAAGCAAUAGAGGGGAGGCGGAGCGCUGCGUCCAGAUAGCCAGGGCAGCAAUCGAAUCUGGCGACAAGUCGCGCGCUCGUAAGUACGUCUCCAUAGCUCGGCGCCUCCGGCCGGAAGAUCUAGAUGUAAGAGAAUUGGCCUCCAAGCUGGGGCUUGGGGAGGAGGACGACAAUCGAAAGAGCUCGGGAGGAUCUAAGGGCAGCUCGCAGAGGAACGGCGAGCACGAAUCCGAGGUCAAGGACACGGCCAGCAGCACCACGGCCAGCAGCGAUCCCUCCCCGGAGCAGAUCGAGAUUGUGGUGCGCAUCAAUCGGACAGUAGACUACUACGAGAUUUUGGGGCUGGGGAAGGAGUGCUCGGAGGAGGACGUGAGAAGGGCGUACCGGAAGCUCUCGCUCAAAGUCCACCCGGACAAGAACAAGGCGGCGGGCGCCGAGGAGGCGUUUAAGUCGGUGUCUAGAGCGUUCCAGUGCUUGAGCAACGCGGAGCUCAAGGAGAGAUACGAUCGAUACGGGCCGGAGGAGGCGAGGAAUCUCGCCCAGCACCAGCACCAGCAGCAGGGGAUGCGCCGGCGCAGGAACGAUUUCUUCGACGAUCACUUCGAUCCGGACGAGAUCUUCCAGGCCUUCUUCUUUGGCGGCCAGGGUCGGAACUUCCAAAGGCAGCAUUUUGUGAGAACUCCCGCGGGGAUGGCCAGGGCCCCCGAGGGUGGACAGUCGAUCAACCUCACCGGGAUCGUCCACCUGGUACUCAUCUUUCUGGUGAUCGCUCUCACGUCCUUCCCGAUGUCGCAGCCCAGUUACUACUCCCUCGAGCGGCAAUCGCCAUAUCUUCACGAGCUAAGUACUCACAACCGAGGUGUGCCUUACUUUGUCAAGUCGCCGAGUUUUCACCAGGAACACCCGCUUGGAUCGAGGGUCCGCGAGCAAGUCGAGGCCCAGGUUGAGCGAGACUACCGCGAUGUUUUGACGCACAAUUGCCGGGUGGAGCUCAAUCUCCGGGCCUGGGGAAAGAUCAGCGAGACUCCAAACUGCAAGAAGCUGCAAGCGUUCUAAGCGAAUCUAAAGCCAGGAAAAUCAAAAGAGAAAAAAGAGGUACUUUUACUUUGUGUAUAGCAGCUUGUUAGAGCUGUAGCUACCAUUGCUACACAAUAAGAUUUCUAUUACAGCA